Molecule: messenger RNA, 1834 nt
Organism: Pelobates cultripes (western spadefoot toad)
Lineage: Eukaryota; Metazoa; Chordata; Amphibia; Anura; Pelobatidae
Source: the annotation of a GenBank genome assembly
CAAAAACAGCUUCUUAAAUUUGAAAUUACCUACAGAAACAGCACAACGUACAGAAUUCUGAUUUUCAGUAUUUUAUUUUUUUUUACUUUUAUUUUCUAGCACUUCAGCUUUUCCAAAUAUAAACAUGCCAUGGAGGUUUAACUGAAAAUAGCACAAAGAGGAAAACAGAGACGUCUUGGAAAAACAAUGGGACAGAAACUUACAAGCCAGUCGUCCAAGACCAAAAAAAAAAAAGGUCAGACAUUUUCAGAAAACCAGAUCAUCCACAACUCUCCAGAUAAUAUCGAUGAGCCGAUGAUAAUAGAAUCUUCAUGCGUCAAUUUCAACUUUGUUUUGAAAAAUGUUGCAGAAAUCCCAAGCUUUGUAUGGCAUCUGACUGACGUCCAAAAACUCAAUCUCUCUCAUAACAGAUUGGCUAAACUUCCACCUGCUCUGGGUAAGCUUGAACAAAUAGUUGUAUUGAACUUAAGUUGGAAUAAUAUUGUUUACUUGCCCAGAGAAAUUGGACUUUUGAAGAACCUCAAAGUCUUAUUUGUUAAUAUGAAUUUUUUGUAUGACGUCCCCGAGGAGCUGAGUUUGUGCAAUAAGCUUGAAGUUCUUAGUUUAUCACACAAUUGCAUCUCUGGACUUCCUACCACCUACAGCGACUUAACUAACCUGAGAAAAUUAAAUCUUAGCAAUAAUUGGAUAGUGAACAUUCCUGUGAGUGUUUUCCAGAUGAGAAAUUUGAAUUUUCUGCAUUUGGGUUCCAACAAAAUAGAGAAUAUCUCAGACAACAUUAAACAAUUAGAAUGCCUGAAGAUAUUUAUUGUUGAGAAUAAUAAAAUACGAGUUUUACCUCGGUCUAUUUGCUCACUAUCUACUCUUGAACUACUAAAUGCAGAUUUUAAUGUUUUAAAGACACUUCCAGAUGAUCUAUUUAUGUUAAAUAGAUUGUCAAGAAUCGCAUGGAAUCCAAUUGACAAAGGUCUCCAUAUAAUAAAUAAUCCCUUAGGUGAUCCUCUUGCAGAUUUGGCAAGAGGGGGGCUGAGUAUGCUAUUUGAUUACCUAAAAGACAGAAAGAAGAUGAUGUGACAACAAAUAUAUUGUCUGGGAAGGGGAAUGCCCUGGCGAUUUUAUGGGUCACUGCCUUUGUUUGGUUUAGAAGAUGUUCCUCCACCUACUGUAGAUGGUAAUACAUGUAAAAGCUUCUUAAGGACAUACUAUGAGCAUUAAAACAAUGAAAAGCUUAAUGAAGCAGUUUUGAUGUAUACAUAAUGUCCCUGCUGUCUAACUGCUCAAUUAUCUGCUGUCCGAGGGUUAAAUCACUUUGAUUAUGCAGCCCUGCCUACAUCUACCAUGGCUGUGAAAUACAAAACCUCCUAAAAAACUUUUUGGGGUGUGUUUACUUUAGAAGUUAUCAUCUACUCUGUUUAUUGACCUUUAAUCACACAGGAAGACACAGGAAUCUACUGUAGGCUCUCGCAGGAGAUAAUACAAUCUAAAUUAAAUUCACUGUGAAAUAAGGGAAGCUAAAAUAUUUAGCCUCCUUUUCAGGAAUUGUGUAGGGGGCUGUGUGAGUCUCUGUCGGGCGAUGUGCUUCAUAGACAGAAACAAAAUUGAUUUACCUCCAAAAUGGCAGAGAAAUGAGCUGUGAGACUGGAGGGGCAUGAUCUAUACACCAAAACUGCUUCAUUAAGGUAAAGUUGUAUUGGUGUUUAAAGUAUUUAUUUUUUAAAUAAUCUAACUGGUGUCUUGCAUUAGAGGUGCUAAAUAAUGGAGAUCUUAAUAAAGAAAUCAAAUGGCAAAUCCAUUCAGUGUUAUUUAUGAGCAUUCACACAAGGAAAUUCAAAGU